Pseudomassariella vexata is the source of this 1199-nucleotide messenger RNA. RefSeq lists its product as uncharacterized. The record is from RefSeq and is a predicted model, not a curated record. The transcript has a single exon. NCBI's taxonomy places the organism in Eukaryota, Fungi, Ascomycota, Sordariomycetes, Amphisphaeriales, Pseudomassariaceae. Bases 417 to 764 code for a protein of 115 amino acids.
GGAUAUUGACUGGAUUGUUCGAGUGCCUUGAGAUUUGUAUUGUAGUCAAUUAUCAGCGGACGGGGAAUUUGCUUAGAGUUUACCGCCAACCCACACAUGAAUCCCACUCUACCAGUCUGCAAGCCAUGACUAUGUGACAACGCCUCAACACAAGCGCAGUUUCAGUCUUCUCCACAACUGAUUGCAGUUUACUGAAGCUGGCUUGAUAAUGCCUCAUAGUUGAGAACUACCCCUAUAUGCGAUGAUAUGCACACGCAAAAGUCCAGCGACGUCGUCUCUAGAUCACGAUGAAAGUCGCCCCCCGGUCCUUAGUAGCUGCGAAGAUGCAAGCUCUCUUCGGCCCUUUGCUCGGCUAGUUGUGAGUGGAACGAACUCGAAACGCACAGAAGAAGAAGAAGAAGAAGAAGUAGUAUUCUAUGCGGUUGGGUAACAAGCUUUUGGGGAGUGUUGCAUUUUUGCAUCUUGGCCAUGUGGGAUUCGGCAAAGAUAGGUGUUCCAUUGCCUGGGUCAAAUGUAUCAAGCUUGCCCCUAUGUGUUCAGGUACUUCAUUCAACCGUGACCCACUAACUAGUCCAACAUGGGUUGAACACGAAUCGUAUGCCAACGAUGUCUUUGCUGUCUUCACCCGUGGCUCGUUCGGUCUGGACGCCUAUGAUAGUGAUGUCUCGUCUUGCAGGUCGGGGUUAUCCAUGUUGGUUCGGCCCGCUGUUGGUAAUGUUGACGGACAAUCUUUUAUACCUCAUAAAUCACAUGAACAGUGGUAAAGCUGAGGUAAGCAGACGGCAAGACGCGAUGUAGAUGUUGGCCCAAUAUCUGGUGAUAGGGCUUCCGGGUUGAAGGCAUAGACCUGGUUACAUAGACGGCAUCGCCCGGAGCAGCUCCCUCUCAUCAUGUUAUUUUGAGUAACGUCCAAUGAAAUUGACAAGGCUCAGCUCCCUUCUCAGAUGCUCCUCAUGGUCCCGCACCAACCCACGAGGUGUGCGUGUGUAGGUGCUUAUUACCCGCAGCAUGAGAUGGAUACAAGAGCGUCGACAACGUCGUAACAAGACGACAACACAUUCUAGACGAACCAUAUUCAGGAUAUCUUCAGCGAGUAGCAUGCAUAUGCGGCGGUAAUUCAGAGCAAUGGUCACUUAGCUUUGCAACCUUAUGUCUUCAGGCGAGAACAAAAGUAGGCUGAAUGUGUGGAGAGGGUCGCG